GUCCUGUCACACCUCACCGUGUGUCCAAAGGUCUCUGACGCCUUGUGCAACUUAACUCAAAGAGUAUUAGAGCGAAAGCAACUCCACAAAGAAGUAGAACACCAAUACUAUUGUCUUACAAAUAAAGAUGGGAUCCACUUUCCUGCCAGCAGUGGGUCGUAUGGCCGUAUGUGGAGGUACUCAUGGCAACGAGCUGUCAGGUGUGUACGUAGUGCGAGAGAUGGAGAGACAGCGGAAAGUGAAUGGAGAUGGUGUGUGGCCCAUUCCUGUAACAACAGUGCUGUCAAACCCACGGGCUGUGAAAGAGUGCAGAAGAUACAUUGAUACCGACAUGAACCGCUGCUUCAGUAGCGCCAUACUGAGUUCUCCUAUUACAGACAGCAGCCCGUAUGAAGUGCGGCGAGCUCAGGAACUGAAUGCUAUGUUGGGGCCGAAGGGGUCUGCAGGUGCCAUAGACAUGAUCUGUGACCUCCAUAACACCACUUCUAACAUGGGCCUGACUCUCAUCCAUUACAACAUCAACGACUGGAUGACACUGCACAUCUGCAAAUACUUACAGACAAAGAUAACCCAAGUGCCUGUGCGAGUGGUCUUGAUGGAUAUUCCCAUAAGUGCUGCAUAUUCGUUGGAGUCUGUGUCCAAGCAUGGCUUUUCGAUAGAGGUUGGUCCGCAGCCGCAUGGUGUCAUCAGGGCAGACAUUUAUAACGUCAUGAAAGAGGCUGUGGAGGUGACAUUGGAAUGGAUCCAAAAAUUCAACUCAGGAAAAGUCUUUGAAGGCGGGGAGAUGGAAGUCUUUAUGUUUCAGAGGAGUAUUGAUUAUCCCAGAGAUCCUGAGACUCAGGAGCUCAACGCUGCCAUUCACCCACAGCUGCAGGACAGAGACUUCUGCCUGCUCAAGAAAGGUGAUCCCUUGUUUUUGUCAUUUUCUGGAGAAACCUUGAAGUAUGAGGAGGAAGAACCACAUCAUCCUUUCUUUAUCAACGAAUGUGCCUACUACGAAAAAGGAAUUGCUUUUCACUUGGCAAAAAAGGUGAUGCUGUCAAUUCCUACAGUGCAAGUAAAGAAAGACUGAACGAGAGAAAAUAU
Molecule: messenger RNA, 1086 nt
Organism: Xyrauchen texanus (razorback sucker)
Lineage: Eukaryota; Metazoa; Chordata; Actinopteri; Cypriniformes; Catostomidae
Product: N-acyl-aromatic-L-amino acid amidohydrolase (carboxylate-forming) B-like
Exons: 7
Coding region: 128-1072 (314 amino acids)
Molecular function (GO): hydrolase activity, acting on ester bonds; aminoacylase activity
Source: RefSeq, a predicted model, not a curated record